This is a messenger RNA of Setaria italica (foxtail millet), 1517 nucleotides long. Its product is annotated as abhydrolase domain-containing protein C22H12.03. NCBI's taxonomy places the organism in Eukaryota, Viridiplantae, Streptophyta, Magnoliopsida, Poales, Poaceae. The record is from RefSeq and is a predicted model, not a curated record. The transcript is spliced from 13 exons. The coding region runs from base 55 to 1245 and encodes 396 amino acids.
CGCACCCCCCACCCCCCGCCCCCCCGUUGCUGACCCCCACUCGCCGGUGGUCUCAUGGCGGCGGCGGCGCCGCCGCGCUCUCUCUCCGCGGAAUCGAGGAGGACCGCGCUCGGCGCCGUGGCCCUCCCCGCGCUGCGACCCGGGGCUAGGGUUCGCGCGGCACGGCCACGCGAGGAGAAUUUUCAUACCCAUCGCUUGCUGAUGUCGUCUAAUAUGAAUUCAAGGUCGUCAGUGUGCCCUCCAUGCAAUUGUGCUCAAAUGGCUUUGGCUGACACAGGAAUUUUUUAUCAGCCUGAUGUUGGCAAGCAUGCUGGAGUUCUGGCCUAUGAACUGGUCCAAGGGAGCCUUGUGCAGUGGAAUUCAUUUAUGGACAAAUCGAUACCUGAUCCACCAACAGCUGUUCUCCUUCAUGGCAUCCUUGGGAGCAGGAAAAACUGGGGAUCUUUUGCAAAGAGGUUGGCUCAGGAAUUCCCGAUGUGGCAGUUUCUCUUGGUUGAUUUGCGCUGCCAUGGCGACUCAGCAUCAAUUAAGAAGCGCGGACCACACACUGUUGCCUCAACUGCUCUUGAUGUUCUAAAGCUGGUAGUGCAGCUCAGGCUGGCCCCUCGGGUUUUGGUUGGUCACAGCUUUGGUGGAAAAGUGGCCCUGAGUAUGGUAGAACAAGCUGCAAAACCACUUGCUCGUCCUGUUAGAGUAUGGGUCCUUGAUGCUACUCCUGGCAAAGUUCGUGCUGGAGGAGAUGGCGAAGAUCACCCUGCUGAACUUAUUGAAUUCCUCAGAAGAAUGCCUACGCAGGUUUCUUCAAAGCAGGAGGUUGUCAAUGCUCUUGUUAAAGAACAAUUUUCUGUGGAUGUUGCACAGUGGGUGGCCACAAAUCUACGUCGGAGCAGUCCAUUAGGUCAGCGAUCAUCUUCAAGCUUCUCAUGGACUUUUGACCUAAAUGGCAUCUCUGAGAUGUACAAGUCUUAUGAAGAUACUAACUUAUGGAGGAUUGUAGAGAAUGUACCAAGGGGGGUUCAUAUUAAUUUUCUAAAAGCUGAACGGAGUUUGCAUAGAUGGGCUCUUGAAGACCUCCAAAGAAUUCAUACUGCAGAAGAAUUAGCUGCAGAUGAGGGUGGAGGAGUUGAAAUGCACGUGCUUGAAGAUGCUGGACACUGGGUUCAUGCAGACAACCCAGAUGGUCUGUUUCGGAUUCUUUCAUCAACCUUCCGAGUCGAGACUACCAUAAGAGGAAUGCAAGAUUAAGUACCAAACCAUAAUUUGACCCAGUGAUGAUAUGAGCUGAUGCAAUGACAUGAAUAGAAUACGUGUAUAAUACAAGAAGGGAGGGGGAAACUGUCAGCGAUGAUGCUAACUGCAAUCAUUGGCAUGUUUGUUCAUUUUGUUCAUUCUUUUCCUGUAUCGCGUGUGUAACAUGAUAGCCAUCUACACCUGUGCUGUUUCUUCGAGGAACAACCAGUUAUUUUAUCUUUUAUACACUAAACGAAUGAGAAACAUUUUCAAGCUCGUCUCAGUAA